CCCGUUGCCUCUUGUAUAUAAAUUUCGACUCCUCCCUGCGCUGCCCGCCGUCUUUUUCCUACUAGAAAUCAAUACGGUUAGUAUAUGCCCGAGGACCUUUGGAUUUGGCCGAACCGCAACAUAUGCAUCCCAGAGUUUGUUUUUACUAAUACCAAAAGCAGUGCCAUGUACUAGACAUUUCGGAUCGCGGCCCAGCUGUGUCUGGUAGGGGCCGCCUAGGAUCCCAAGAUCUCCAUCGUUAUCGAGAAUAAAUACCGGAACCAUCCCCCAACAUCAGUCCCGUCCGUCGUUUUUAUCUUCUUUCUCUCUUCUCUCCGAUGCCCUGGACCGAGGAGCGCUCGACCACACCAACUCAACCCAAUGGCAGGAACCGUCCCCGACUUUUCAUUGCCGACACCAUCUUUCUUUAAUAUUUUUAACGAUGCGCCGCCUGCGAUCGCCGCAUCGCCUAAUCUUCCUGGAGGGCCAUGCAAUUUCGUGGAUAUGAGUCGUGAUGGCCAAGGACCCAAAUGCGGAUGCCGUCGUUUCUGGAGUCGCAGCGCAUUCGCAGCCAGAACAGGCGGCGGGAGCCCAGCAGGAACAUCACCAGGAUUUGCAAAUGGAUUCUCUAAUGGAAAUACUGGCGGCCUAACAGACGACGCCACCUGGUGCAUGUGUUCCCAUCAUGCUUGUUUUCAUGAUGAUAUUCGCAAUGACCAGCAGCUUCCUAUUGCCGUCACGGCUAAUAUCGAUGCUGUCAAUAAUGGUCAGGAAAACGAGCGGCCAAGGGCCAAUAGGGAACCUCUCACACCAGUGAUGCCGGAUCUGCCCUUCAAGUUACCAGCGCCAACGGAACCAAAUAUGGAUUUUUAUACGUUUAAUGAGGCCGAUUCUUUCUCAACUCACUUAGAGGACCGGGACAAUGCGCCACAGAAUGAGGUUGCGGCGCCCGCACCAGAACCUUCUAUUCCUGAUACCCUGAGUUGGAACGACUUCAUCCAGUCCGGUCCGGAGGGAGCCAAUUUGCUCCCACCAAUCCCAAGCCAGUGCCUGAUGUCUUCCCAACCGAGUUCCACAACGUCGUCUACUAAAAUAGGAUACCUUCGACCUUUCGCUGGUAAAGGACUCGAGACACUAAGUGGUGCCAAGUCCAAAUUAUGCCAACCUCCCUUGGAACAGGAUGACAUCCAGCCAGAGGAUACCGCUGCAGCGAGCAUGGAUUAUAUCGUAGAUGAGGAGCAGACAAUCGCCAAUACACCAAGGUCUUGUAGGCAUGAAGAUAUGACCGCGAGGCACAGCUUAUCUCCCCCGGGUCCUUCUCAAGACAGGUUUAGACAGUUGUCCGAUACUAUUCAAAGUCAUGAGCAGCGAUUAGAUAAACUUGAAAACCCAUCAAUCUCGGCCGCCAGCCACGAUGGAUGUGAUGAGAAACAUGACCAAAGCGACCUCAGAAUCACCGAACUCGAGUCGCGUGUGGAAGAAGUCGAGAAGAUGAUUAACGAUAAUAGCAGUCAAACUUCGAAUCAUCGUCACGGCCGACACAUGGGUGUUGAUGUAUCCACGAGUAGCGUGAUGUCCGUAUCAACCGAAGGGAGCGAGGGUGUAGCGAGUUGCGCAGAGCUCUACAGCCAACUUCAAGCUCUACGGUCCCAGCUCAGUCAACUACAAGGCCUCUCGUCAUUCACAUCUUAUUCUCGCCCGUGGGAAGUCGAGGUUAUAUUUUUACCCUUUCCCUUAAAGAGCGUGUGGGUGGAGUCGCACAGUUUCGCAAGUCAACGUAUGUCGGGCGCCAGCAGUGUAGAGCCCGAUCAGUGGACACAAAUGCCUAGCAGCUAUUCCACCUUCGAGCCCCAAUCGCCCGCUUUUAGCGACUGGGCCGGGCCUGAGCUUGAGUCAGACUGGCUCCUCCCACGAGCAUUCGCACCCGAUCGCGUUAUCGAACAACGACUUAGGAGUCGAGGCCUCGUUAAGAACGUGACCAUUCGCAGCCCCGAUGCUCGAAGCGUCCAUCAAGCCAUAUCCGAGGCUUUCGGGACUCUGUUCCGUACCUUCUCUCGGAUGCAAGCAAAUGUUCAUCACGGCUCCACUCAACACCAUCGCGUCGCCAAGUUCCUCGGUCUCCAGUCGCCAUGGGUACCACUACGCAAAGUUCAUAGAGAUUCGAGACUGCGUUUCCUAUCGCCGUCCGAGAUGGUUACACCAGUAACGUGGGAUGUCUCAUUCCUACGCUCAAGUGUAGUCAUGAAGGCAACUGGCGUUCAGCGUCUCUUCAUCACCCACCCUGAGGCAUACCUCCAAGACCAAGAUGCAUAUGACAAUGGGUGGAAUUGGCAGCGCUUGCGCGAAUUGAGCCGAGUUUACGCAGACUCCCAGAGCAGCCAAGAAGUUCCUGAGGCAGAUGCUAUGGAAGAUUGCUGGGGAUGGAAUGACAAGCUUGAUGAACAUGCCGCCAGCACCAAUACCUCGCAAUCUCUUAGUCUUCGACAGGCUGCGCAACGUAAUUGGCGGGCGACGUCUAUGUCGCCGGCCCAGAACCUUCUCAUUAGCGCUACCGCUAUAUCACCUUCUCUCGGCACUCAUCGUUCCGUUUCUCGCGCUAAGUCCCCAGCGAUAUUAAGGGAACGCAAACCAUCGAGGCCACCUCAUCUCCGCACUGCAUCCAUGCCUCCAACUGCGGUAUCCGUUCCAUCGCCCGCCAAAGCGAAACGGCGACAAACAUCAUAUGUUCAUCAAUAUGAACGCCGUCCUUCGCCGCAAGUUAUUCGUGUAGUCCCUACAAUAGGGCAUAUCGCAGGCUUAGCGAAGCGCCGUAGCACACGUUCCCCAUCAGUCCGACAACGAAUCACGCCGCGCUGGAGUACCGCAUCCCCAACUCCAGUGCCCGAAAUUUAUGUCGGCCGUCCUUUAACACCAUUCUAUGCGACACCUUAUAGCAACGCUCCGUAUGUAGAAGCUCGAAAUAGCCGUAGCAUACCUAAUAUCGAUGAGGGCGACGACGUUGGAGAGAGCGGUAGCGGCACCGAGCCUAAUGAAGAGGAAGGUGAAUACAUGGAUGAAGAUCAAGAUGAAUAUUCAGAGAACAAUGAUAACGAUAGUCCUAUGAUUGACUUCACUCAUCAAGAUUCUCAAGAGUCGUGGCAAGAUGGGCAAUUGCACAGCCGCCCGGAAGAUGAGCCAUGGCUAGGGAUCGAAGAUGCGGAGAAUCGCGACCCAAAUCAUAUCAUUUCUAUACAUGUUGAUGAUGACGCCAUGAGUGAUGCAGAUGACCUCGGAAAUGAGAGCCAAAGGUCUAGCGUCCCGAGCGAGUAUCCGAGCACCCAGCGCGCUUGGAUAGAUGCCGAAGAAGCAAUACGGGUUUAUGAAGACGGCGAUGAGGGUCCUACGGGCAACGGUUCAGGCGCCGGGAAAUGAAACCAAAGUUCGGAUAAUUUUCCUUUUAGAUUGAUGCGUUUAGAGUCUUGCAUUCUGGGUUAAUCGCGGCGCGGGAUGCGAUCGGAGCCU
Molecule: messenger RNA, 3480 nt
Organism: Hypoxylon trugodes
Lineage: Eukaryota; Fungi; Ascomycota; Sordariomycetes; Xylariales; Hypoxylaceae
Exons: 1
Coding region: 361-3390 (1009 amino acids)
Source: RefSeq, a predicted model, not a curated record